AUGGCGGAGCGUGCUUCUUACGGAUUGGGACCUCGAUUAGAUCUUCAGCAAUUACAACUUGAAGCUCAGCAUAGGUGGUUACGCCCUGCAGAAAUAUGUGAAAUUCUUUGCAAUUAUCGGAUGUUUCAAAUCACAUCAGAACCACCUAACAGGCCACCGAGUGGUUCCCUUUUUCUAUUUGAUCGGAAGGUUUUAAGGUGGGAAGUGUUGAUGUGUUACACUGCUACUAUGCCCAUGGAGAAGAAAGUGAAAAUUUUCAGAGGAGAAGCUAUUGGAUGCUUGAACCGUGAGUGUGAUGUACUAGUUUACAUUCCAUUAGCUGUCUUUAAACUUGAAGUUAACAAAACCAAUGUUGGUGGAAAAACAUAUUCUGGUGAGUCUACAUCAGAUUCCCAGAAGGGAAGUUCCUUGUCAUCUGGCUUUCCCAGAAAUUAUGGUAGUGUGCCGUCAGGAAGUACAGAUUCCUUGAGCCCAACCAGCACUUUGACGUCUUUAUGUGAAGAUGCUGAUUCAGUGUUCUGUCCAUUUGGUCUAAAUGGUUUAAUCAAACUCUUCCUAGAGGAUAUUCAUCAAGCAAGUUCAGGAUUACAAUCCUAUCAAGAAUCACAAAGUUUGGGGAAUGAUCGCCUAAUGGAUAAGAUUGAUGCUCGUUCAAAUAGUUCACAUCUUAUGCAUCCAUUUUCAGGUGAUCAUGGACAGUUACCAGUUUCCGGAGCAGAAUAUAUCCCACUUGUUCAGGGCGGUAAGUCUAGGGGUAGUGAUACCACUUACAUUGAGGGUCAUAGAGCACAUGGUAUUGCAUCUUGCGACAAUGCCAUGGAGCAGUCUGCAGGAAAGCAUCCUGAUCCUUCUCUUGUAUCAUCCACAGCCAUUAUAUCAAGUGCAUCGGGAAGCAUACUUGAAGAAAACAAUAUUGUUUCAGGCAACCUUUUAGAGCGUAUAAAUGCCCUCACUGAAGAGGAAAGGGGACCUCAGCCUAUCCACUCAAAUUGGCAGCACAAAGAUGAGGAAACCAAAGUUAUUGCAAUAAUGGUGGAACAGCACCAUGCUGCUCCUCCAUGGACGGUCAUGUCAUCAUGUGAUGUGUUUCAUGCUCUAGAGCAUCUGCACCUUCUUGCUUCUGAUUUGCACUUCUGGAAUACCUUCCUGCUUCCUCACUUUAGUCAACCUCUGCUCUAUAACAUCAAACUCGAUUGCUUGAUGGGCUAUAUGAUUCCUUUGGAAGGCGAUACAGGAGAAUUAACUAAGUGGAGCCUAACCCAGUCAUUGGGUUUGGAAUUUGGAUCUGAUUAUAGCACUAAUUUACUGGGAGAUGUAACUAAGAAUGCUGGCCCAGACAUUGUUCCUGAGAUGUUCACUUUUAAUGGUGAGUUGAAAGAGCAGUCUGUGCACCAAAACAUCUCAGAGCAGUAUACACAUACACAAUCUGAACCUGUAAUGAAAUCCAAUUCUGAAUAUGAAGUGCCUGGUGAAGCAAGUAUCAAUUAUGCCUUGACCAUGAAGCGUGGAUUAUUGGAUGGAGAGGAGAGUCUAAAGAAGGUUGAUAGUUUCUCUAGGUGGAUUACUAAAGAACUUGCAGGUGUGGAUGAUCUGCAUAUGCAGUCCUCCCCUGGUAUUUCAUGGAACACUGAUGAUUGUGGGGAUGUGAUAGAUGAUACAUCGUUAAACCUGUCCCUUUCUCAAGACCAGCUGUUUAGCAUAAACGAUUUUUCACCUAAAUGGGCUUAUGCUGAAUCAGAAAUUGAGGUGUUGAUUGUUGGAACAUUUUUAAAGAGUGAACCUGUGGUGGCCGCAUGUAACUGGUCCUGUAUGUUUGGGGAAGUGGAGGUUCCUGCUGAGGUCUUAGCUAAUGGAAUUCUAUGCUGUCAAGCUCCACCUCAUAAGAUUGGACGGGUUCCCUUCUAUGUAACUUGUUCCAAUAGGUUUGCUUGUAGUGAAGUUCGGGAAUUUGAGUACAAAGAAGGCUUCAACAAAAAUAUAGAUCUUACAGAAUUUUUUAACAGUUCAACUGAAAUGGUGCUUCAUUUGCGACUGGUGGGGUUACUUUCUUUAAAUUCAGUGCCCACAUCAAAGCGAGUGUUUGAGGGUGAUAUGGAGAAAAGAAACUUAAUUUUCAAGCUUAUUUCACUGAAAGAGGAAGAAGAAUAUUCAAGUAAGGAAGAUACAACUGUGGAGAUGGAUAACACAAAACACAAGUUGAAGGAGCAUAUGUUUCACAAGCAGGUUAAAGAGAUGUUGUACUCAUGGCUUCUUCACAAAGUAACUGAAACCGGUAAAGGGCCUCUUGUAUUAGGUGAGCAUGGGCAGGGUGUGUUACAUUUAGUUGCUGCUCUUGGUUAUGAUUGGGCCAUAAAACCAAUCCUAACUGCUGGAGUCAAUAUCAACUUCCGUGAUGUGAGUGGAUGGACAGCUCUACACUGGGCUGCAUUCUGUGGCCGAGAGCGAACAGUUGCCAUCCUUGUCUCCAUGAGGGCAGCCACUGUAGCAUUGACAGAUCCAAGUCCAGAAUUUCCUUCGGGUAGAACACCUGCAGAUCUUGCUUCUAGCAAUGGCCACAAAGGAAUUUCCGGUUUUCUUGCAGAAUCAUUAUUAACUAGCCAUCUUGAAUCACUCACAAUGGAUGAAAAUAAAAAUGGUAGGAAAGAAACUUCAGGAAUUAAAGUAGUGCAAACAGCUUCAGAGCGAACUGCGAUACCUGUGCUUUAUGGUGAUAUACCAGAUGCUAUCUGCCUUAAGGAUUCUCUUAAUGCUGUCCGGAAUGCUACACAAGCUGCUGAUCGUAUACAUCAAGUAUACAGAAUGCAGUCAUUUCAGAGGAAGCAGUUAGCUCAGUAUGAUGAUGAUGAAGAAUUUGGAUUGUCAGAUCAACAAGCUCUUUCCCUUCUAGCUUCUAGAAUGAGAAAAUCCGGACAAGUAGAGGGUUUAGCCAAUGCUGCUGCAAUACAGAUACAGAAAAAGUUCCGGGGUUGGAAGAAGAGAAGAGAAUUCUUGAUCAUUCGUCAAAGAAUUGUUAAAAUCCAGGCCCAUGUAAGAGGUCACCAGGUCAGAAAGCAGUAUAAAUCAGUCAUAUGGUCCGUAGGAAUCCUGGAAAAGGUCAUAUUACGCUGGAGGCGCAAGGGCAGUGGUUUACGUGGAUUUCGACCGGAUACCCUGAACAAGGUCCCUGAUCAACCAAGCGAAUCUCUGAAAGAGGAUGAUUAUGAUUAUCUCAAAGAAGGAAGGAAACAAAGUGAAGCAAGGUUCCAAAAGGCCCUUUCACGGGUGAAAUCCAUGGUUCAGUAUCCAGAGGCACGGGCUCAAUACCGACGGGUGCUAAAUGUAGUUGAGGACUUCCGUCAAAACAAGGGAGAUAAUUUGAAUUUGAUGAAUUCGGAACAGACAGUUGAUGGUGUGGAGGAUUUGAUUGAUAUUGACAUGCUUUUAGAUGAUGAAAAUUUCUUGCCUGAAAACGUCACUGAUGCUAAGAUCGCAAAGUUUAAGCAUAUUAGGAGGCUCAAUCAUUCUUGUGAUCUGGGUAAAAUACAUGCCCCCUUCAUCCGCAGAGUUACCAUGAGAGACUUGUCUUGA
Sphenostylis stenocarpa is the source of this 3567-nucleotide messenger RNA. The record is from the annotation of a GenBank genome assembly. Lineage: Eukaryota; Viridiplantae; Streptophyta; Magnoliopsida; Fabales; Fabaceae.